AUGGCUCCUCAAACGCUGUUGCAGUUACUCCAAUCACGCAGUAUUGUGGACUGUGAUACUAUGGACGUUGAAGUUCCCAAGACCCUCGGUCAAUUCGUCGAUUGCACUUCCAAUCAAGCCAUUGCCUAUGGCGAGCUUGCGAAGCCAAACAACCAGAAACUGGUUGAAGAUGCAGUCAGCCUCAGCAAGAAACUCACUUUAACUUUUCCAGAUAUACCACGCAAAGUAUUAGCAGGCGAGAUUGCUAUGGUCAAGCUCCAAUAUGGAAUCUCCAAGCAUGUAACAGGUUUCGUCCAUAUCCAAACAAACCCCUACCACUCAUACGAUACUGAAAAGACAGUCUCGGAUGCUCAAAGAAUCAUCCAACUCUUCAAGAUCCUCGACCCAGGUUUUGAAGCCGCUCGCAUCUGCAUCAAGAUCCCGAGCACUUGGGAAGGUCUCCAGGCCUGCAAAAUCCUCCAAGCAAGUGGCGUCACCACACUGGCCACAACGCUCUUCACUAUCGAGCAAGCAGCUCUAGCUGGUGAAGUCGGAUGUCACUAUAUCGCUCCCUAUGUCAAUGAACUAAAAGUUCACUUUGACCCUGGAUUCGUCGACAAUAAUAAAGCGCAAUCCCUCUGCCUCCAAACACAGCGCUACUAUGAAGCUCACAAGCUCACCACGCAAGUGCUGCCCGCUAGUCUUACGUGCAUCGAAGAGAUCAUGGCGCUGGCUGGCGUGAACCACAUCACCAUCGCUCCCGGACUGCUGAAAGAGCUUUCCUGGAAGCCAGCUGCAGGCAAUGAGACAGUGAGUUUGUUUGACGAGGCGCCGGUAGGGUCUAAGAUGCAGGAGCUGCUUAGCUUUGCGGGUGAUGAGAAGGCGUUCCGUAUUGCUUUUACGUUGAGUGGUCGUGGAGAGGGGGAGAGGAAGUUGGAUCAGGCGAUUAACAUUUUCUGCGAGAUGCAGGAUAAGAUGGAGUUAUUGAUGGGAUGA
Lachnellula hyalina is the source of this 975-nucleotide messenger RNA. It is a transcript of the gene tal, whose product is annotated as Transaldolase. The transcript is spliced from 7 exons. Gene Ontology annotation, cellular component: intracellular anatomical structure. Gene Ontology annotation, biological process: carbohydrate metabolic process; pentose-phosphate shunt, non-oxidative branch. Gene Ontology annotation, molecular function: transaldolase activity. Bases 1 to 975 code for a protein of 324 amino acids. Lineage: Eukaryota; Fungi; Ascomycota; Leotiomycetes; Helotiales; Lachnaceae. The record is from RefSeq and is a predicted model, not a curated record.